AUGUCAUCGCGCCUGCCCGCUGUUGCUUCUUAUAGUGUCCCCUCCGCUUCCUUUACUUCCGGGCUCAAAUGCCCGGCUCGGUCGCUUUUCUUCCUCCCUGCUGCUGCUGCUGUUGCUGCUUCUGCUGUCGCAGUCGCUCUCCUGGCCGCUGUAGCUCCUCCUACCUCUGCUGUCCCGAUUGGGAAUCUGGUCACACUCCCCCCUUCUACCACUUCCACUCCCGGUGAUCAGUCCGGGUUAGUGGUGUCUCCCUCGUCGCGCUCCAAUUCCUCCGAUCUUGAAGCUUCUCCCGGCAUCGCGCAGCAGAUGAUUCGCUCCACCAAGGUUGCCAUUGUCACCCUCGCUUCAUUGAUCGCCUAUGUCUUGAUCAAUAGCGCCGCGCGGGCCGUGAACCCGUCGGCUUUCGUCUGGUAUGCUGAGGAUCAUGACGAGCAGAGCUGGAUUGCCUCCUCGCCGUCCUGGCUGGAUCGCAAGGCCUGUCGCUGGCUCGGCAUGUGCGGGACCGCCCACUUCCGCCUGGUGCGGGCCCGCUACGGCCAGCGCGAGCCCACUCUGGGACCCUGGUCGCCCGAAAGCGAGGCCCACUACGCCGCCUGGCGCGAUGCGCAAUUCAAUGACUCCCAGCAGCCCGCAUGGGAUGAAGCCGAACGCUCGCGUCGGCAAAUUCCGGAGUAUGUCUUCCAGUAUGCACCGUUGGUCUACUUGUCCUCGCAUGAACAGUUCUGGCCUGGAGACAUUGCCGAACAUCUCUACCACGUCACCCCGAUGCUGAACUACACCCCCAUUCAGUCGGAUGAGGAGCAUCCCACCCUGCAGAACCUCGAUCAGCUGAACGAGUGGCAGGAGGGUGAGUACGUAUAUCUGACCAGCAACGACAAUGUAGAGGAUCGCCCGCCAUGGAUUGAGGGCGAGAAGAAUAUUCCUGAAGAUCCCGAUGACGACCUUGAGCUGUCUUGGCCCGACUGGGAUGGCCGGAUAGACGGGCCUAUUCCCGGGGACACGCCAGAGGAACGCUCCCAGUGGUAUGACACCGGCCGUCUCUCAUCAUCGGAGGGAGAGGAUGACAGUUGGUCUCCUGAAGACCUGGGCUAUCUCCGCCCGGAGGACCUCGCGGACGAGGAUGUCCGAACCGAGUUGCGCAAACGGUUCGGCGGCGAGCCCAUCCACGUCGAAAAGACUGGCGGGCGCAGUAAUGCUCCGGCAAUUCUGCUGGUGAUGGACAAAGGCCACGGCGUCGUAGAUGCGUUCUGGUUCUAUUUUUACAGCUUCAAUCUGGGCAACGUAGUGCUGAACGUGCGGUUCGGGAACCAUGUGGGUGACUGGGAGCACUGUCUGGUGCGAUUUCACGACGGCAAGCCCAAGGCGCUUUUCUUCAGCGCGCACUCGGCGGGAGAAGCAUACAGUUACGAGGCCGUGGAAAAGAUCGGCCAGCGGCCCGUGAUCUACUCCGCCAUGGGCACCCAUGCCAUGUAUGCCACCCCGGGCAUCCAUGCCUACAUCCUGCCCUGGGGCCUGCUGCACGAUCAGACCGACCGCGGUCCCCUGUGGGACCCUCUUCUGAACGCCCACGCCUAUACGUACGAUUAUGAUAAGGAUGCCCUUCGUGCAUCCACCGCCACCCCGAGUGCCCCUAUCGAGUGGUUCUACUUCAACGGCCAUUGGGGCGACAAGUUCUAUCCGCUAGGUGACCAGCGACAGUAUCGAUUCGCAGGUCAGUAUCAUUAUGUCAACGGCCCAGUGGGACCGCGAUUCAAGCACCUCAACCGCCACAAGGUCUGUCAGCAGCGGGAUGAGGAAGUCUGUGUCAUUAAGAACUACAUUGGGGAAGAAAAGCGGGCUAAACGCUGGGCGGGUACUCGGCCUGAACAUGAGAAAGAACAUGACUAG
Aspergillus niger is the source of this 1887-nucleotide messenger RNA. RefSeq lists its product as uncharacterized. The coding region runs from base 1 to 1887 and encodes 628 amino acids. The record is from RefSeq and is a predicted model, not a curated record. The transcript has 3 exons. NCBI's taxonomy places the organism in Eukaryota, Fungi, Ascomycota, Eurotiomycetes, Eurotiales, Aspergillaceae.